This is a messenger RNA of Chiloscyllium plagiosum (whitespotted bambooshark), 719 nucleotides long. RefSeq names its product ferritin, middle subunit-like. Gene Ontology annotation, biological process: iron ion transport; intracellular iron ion homeostasis. Gene Ontology annotation, cellular component: cytoplasm. The record is from RefSeq and is a predicted model, not a curated record. NCBI's taxonomy places the organism in Eukaryota, Metazoa, Chordata, Chondrichthyes, Orectolobiformes, Hemiscylliidae. Gene Ontology annotation, molecular function: ferrous iron binding; ferric iron binding.
UGUAGUUGGUGUUAGAUUUAUUUUUGAGAGAGGUGCUUGUGUGUUUUGGUGUCUACUUUGGCUAAAUGGAUUCUCAGGUUUGUCAAAACUAUCACCAGGAUUGUGAAGCUGCUGUCAACAAGCAGAUUAACCUGGAGCUCACUGCCUCCUAUGUCUAUCAGUCUUUGAUGUCGUACUUUGACCGGGAUGAUGUUGCCCUGCACCAUUUCUCCCAGUUCUUCAAAGCUCAGUCCCAGGAGAAGCAGGAACAUGCAGAGAAGCUGCUGAAAUUCCAGAAUCAGCGUGGAGGCAGAGUCCUCCUCCAGGAUGUGAAGAAGCCAGAGAGGGAUGAGUGGGGUAACGGUCUGCAGGCAAUGCAGGUCGCCCUGGAUCUGGAGAAGAAUGUGAACCAGAGUUUGCUAGAUCUACACCAACUCGCCACUGCCCAGACUGACCCUCAUCUGUGUGACUUCCUGGAGACUCACUAUUUGGAUGAGGAGGUUGAGAUCAUCAAGCGACUUGGGGACUACAUCACCAACCUGAAGCGUCUGGGGGCUCCUGAGAAUGGGCUGGGAGAGUACCUGUUUGACAGGCUCUCGCUGGAGGACAGCAGUUAGUGGGGCCUUUGACUGACUGCAGUCUUUGUCUGUUUGUAUCCAACUCAUUGGGAGAAUUUCUCCAGAAAGCAAGAACUUGUACUGAAGAAACGAAUGGGAAAUAAAGAUCACUGAUGUCCCUCG